GACAAACUUAGAAAAGGGAAGUUCUGCUCUCAAAAAUAUUUUUGUAAUGCUCUUGGGUUAGCCGGCCCGCCGACUUUAAUUUUUUCUUAACCGGAUUUUCAUGUGAGCCACCAUGCCAGACGCCGGACCAAAUAGGCGCUCCUGCCCUAAACCGUCUUCGACAUCCUCUCCCUCACCCCGGUCCCCACUGGUUUCGCUCAAAGCCUUCGUCUUCCAUUAGAGCUACCUGAGAAGGAAAAGACGGACCAGCGGCAUGUGAGGAAGAAGAGAAGCUCCUGAGACUUGCGGAUUUAAGUUAUAAUGGUGUUUUGCACUGUUUGGAAGGAUUUAGCCUAGAUCCUGCCUAAACUCUGCUGUGAAACUGCCCCUAGUUUUUUAUUUUUUUUUUGAUAGAAGGUAAUGGCGGGACAAUCCGAUCCUCAUCUUUCAAUCUUUUCUGCCCCAGAGGUUGAGUUUUUGGCUGAGGACGAACUUGUUGAGAUAAUCCCGAAUAUAAGGAUGGAUGCUCUGAACAUGAUCUGUGGUGAUUUCGGUCCUUUCUUUCCACAAAUUUCUGCCAAGGUUCCAAUAUGGCUUGCAGUUGCUCUUAAGAAGCGUGGAAAAUGCUCUGUUAGGCCGCCGGAAUGGAUGUCUGUUGAGAGGUUGACACAUGUGUUGGAAGGAGAAAGAGAGUCCCCACGAGAAUUUCAACAGUUGCCUUUUCAUUAUGUUGAAAUAUCAAAGAUUUUGCUUGAAAAAGCUCAUGAUGACAUACCAGAUAUAUAUAUGGUUAGAUCUUUGAUCGAGGACAUUAGGGAUGUGCGAUUUCAUAAAGUUGAGAUAGGUUUGGAGAAGAUCUCUGGUCGAACACAUGCGGUGAAGCUUAAAAAUCUCUCUGCUAUGGAAGUGAACAUCGUUCGUCCAUUUAUGGUGAGGGCGCUGCAAGCUUUCUAUAAGCACGAUAGCCCAGAAAUGAUUCAACAACCAGAAUCAACAUUGAACAGGACUCGAGUUGAAGACCGCGGUCCAAGGAGAGAUUUGAGACCCCGCUAGCUGCCUUGACAAACUCUGAAUUUAUCAUCAAAUGUCUUUCAUGCCUAUGGCGUUUACCUGAUGUUAGAUAGCUGUCCAUGAG
Messenger RNA from Phalaenopsis equestris, 1114 nucleotides. RefSeq names its product DNA replication complex GINS protein PSF2. Gene Ontology annotation, biological process: DNA replication; double-strand break repair via break-induced replication. The transcript is spliced from 8 exons. NCBI's taxonomy places the organism in Eukaryota, Viridiplantae, Streptophyta, Magnoliopsida, Asparagales, Orchidaceae. The record is from RefSeq and is a predicted model, not a curated record. Gene Ontology annotation, cellular component: GINS complex; nucleus. Bases 400 to 1032 code for a protein of 210 amino acids.